AUGCUUCUUCAGCAUUCUGAAGAUAAAUUUAUGAAUCUAGUAUGUGGCAUUGGAGAAUGUAAUUACUUGUAUAAUACAGCUAAUACUUUUAAAUGGCACAUUAAUAAAUGCCAUAAAACUGCUCUUGAUGAGUCUUUACUCAAAAAUUCAGACUCUGUAAAUAUACAAUUGGACAAUCAGAGAACAGAGGAAUAUGAUGCCAAGGAGAGUGAAGAAAAUGUGUUUUUAAAUAUUGACGAGUCCUUGGUGCAAGAUUUUAUGGAUUUUAGCGAAUGUUUCUCUAGGCAAUUGUGUCACACUAAACUAUAUUGUAGAGAAAAAUUUAUGCUUCCAAAAUCAGUAACAAAGCAAAUUUUUGAGCAAGUUCAAACAUUGUUUGACUUAUAUCAAAGCAGUAUUUCUUCAAUAAUUUGUGCUAAACUUAAACAUUGUGGAAUUAAUUGGAAACUAGAAUAUGUGUAUAGACAAAUUCUUGAAGAAGAUUCUUUUUACGAGCACAUUUCAAAAUCAACAUCUACAGACCAUCUGAUGGAAUCAUAUAUGAUGUUAAACCUUGACUAUGUUCCUCCGAUUGAAUAUAAUAUUGUACCAAUUGACGAUAGAUUUAUUGUUACGUUAGAAAAUAAAAAUCUUGCUAAAGCUAAAUUUCACUAUGUUCCUUUAUUGGCAACUUUGAAAAGUUAUUUAAAAUGUGAAGAUGUUUGGAGUAGUUUUCAGCAUAAAAAACAGGUUAGUGAUUAUCUACAUGACUAUACAGAUGGUUUGGUAUGGCAGUCACGAAUAAAACAUUUUUGUUGUGACUCUUUUAUCAGACUCCAUUUCUAUAAUGAUGAACUUGAGAUAUGCAACCCACUAGGGAGUAGAAAAGGUACACAUAAAAUAACUGUUUUUUACUUUAUUGUUGGCAAUAUUGAGAGUAAAUAUUGGUCAUCAUUGAACCACAUUCACUUAGCAUUGAUUUCAAAGUAUAGUGUUAUUAAAGAACACGGCUAUGCACUAGUUCUACAACCAUUAUUGAGCGAUUUAAUGAUACUUCAAAAUGAAGGUAUUAACAUUAAUGUUGAAGGUAUAACACACAAUCUUAAAAGCUCCAUUGUUACAUUAUCUGGUGAUAAUUUGUCUGCACAUACAAUUGGUGGUUUUUCUGCAUGUUUCUCAUCUGGCCGUAUUUGUCGAAAUUGCAUGGUACCACAUAUUAACAUUCGUGAUAUUAAAACUGAAAGUCAAUGUAAAUUGCGAACUAAAGCCAGUCACGAUUAUCAUGUUAACUCUGUAUUAAUUGAUCCAUCUUUGAUGCCUGUGUAUGGAGUUAAAAAGGAAUGCCCAUUUUCUAUGUUAAAUUAUUUUCAUCCAAUCGAUUCCAUGCCCCAGGACAUAUUACAUGACAUAUUGGAAGGACUGAUGAGUGUUAAUUUUAGCGUUGUUAUAAAAGGCCUUGUUAAAGAUAAGUUUUUGACAGUCUUAUCCAGUAAUAAGCAUAUCAGCGAAAAGGCUGUGAAGAGGGGGUCAUUGUUUUAUCAUCUUCCAUUAUAUAUUGGAAAAAUUGUACCAAAAGAAAAUGAAUAUUGGAUGCUACAUUUGUUAUGUAGAAGAAUAUGCCAAAUUAUUCUUUCACCAAUUAUUGAUAUAGAGUGGAUUCCUGUACUCACCCACCUUAUUACUAGACACCAUGAGUUAUUAACAAGGUUAAACCCAAAAUCAUUUACACCCAAGAUACAUUUUCUUGUUCAUUAUCCACGAAUGAUUGCCCAAUUUGGUCCUCUUAGAUUACUUUGGUGUCUAAGAUUUGAAGCAAAACAUCAAUAUUUUAAACAAAUUGCUCAUCGUGUGAAAAACUUUAGAAACAUUACUAAAACUCUUGCUGAGAGACACCAGAUGGCUAAGUGUGCUCUUUUGUCACCAGCAAAUGAAUGGAUUCAGAGUUCUCCGGUUAUUCUAGGUUUACAGCAAUUUCUGCCUUAUUCAAUACUUCCAACCUUUUUUGCACAAAAAUCAAACAAAUGUAUGGAAUUGAGAAAAGUAGUCAUCAAAUGA
This is a messenger RNA of Hydra vulgaris (swiftwater hydra), 2034 nucleotides long. RefSeq lists its product as uncharacterized. NCBI's taxonomy places the organism in Eukaryota, Metazoa, Cnidaria, Hydrozoa, Anthoathecata, Hydridae. The record is from RefSeq and is a predicted model, not a curated record.